Metopolophium dirhodum (rose-grain aphid) is the source of this 3333-nucleotide messenger RNA. RefSeq lists its product as uncharacterized. Bases 1 to 3333 code for a protein of 1110 amino acids. The record is from RefSeq and is a predicted model, not a curated record. Gene Ontology annotation, biological process: DNA repair; telomere maintenance. The transcript has 2 exons. Gene Ontology annotation, molecular function: DNA helicase activity. NCBI's taxonomy places the organism in Eukaryota, Metazoa, Arthropoda, Insecta, Hemiptera, Aphididae.
AUGCCUAGAGAACGACGUGCGAACAUCGGCCGCCGCACAAGACAUGCAAGCCAGCAACAAGUCUAUUCAAGGAACUUAAGAGAAGAAAGACAAAAUAUAAUAAGAGAAAAUGACCGAUUGAGACAUCGCGUGAGCACACGAAGAUCAUUGGCAUCAUACAAUCGCUUGGCAUUCCAAUAUGAUCCCACUGCGAACUACAGUGAUGAUGAAAAUUUGGAUAUUGGACGAAUGACGACUAUAUGCCGAUAUUGCAAUGCGUUAAAGUUCAAAAGAGAAACGGUUGGAUUGUGCUGGGCAAGUGGAAAAGUCAAACUGGAUCCAUUACUUACACCACCACAGCCACUGAAAACAUUGUUUGAUGGAAGUGAUCCCGAUUCCAGCCAUUUUCUUCAACACAUCCUUGAAUACAAUAACUGCUUUCGCAUGACUUCCUUUGGAGCUAAUAUCAUUCGAGAAGGCGGCUUCAUGCCGACUUGCAAGAUACAAGGUACUAAGUAUCGAGUUUUUGGUGACACACGUUGUUAUAUGUACUCGGUGGAAUGGCAGAAGCGUGGACUACCGCAUGCUCAUAUCCUAAUUUGGUUGCUGAACAAAUUACAUUCAAAUGAAGUGGAUGACAUCAUAUCAGCUGAAAUUCCUGAUCCAGUCACUGAUCCCCGUCUACACGACAUUGUGACGACACAGAUGGUGCAUGGACCGUGCGGUGCAUUAAAUCCAUUAUCGCCUUGCAUGGCUGAUGGAAAGUGCACAAAACGAUAUCCGCGACCGUUAGUUGCUGAAACAGUCACAGGGAACGAUGGAUAUCCAGUUUAUCGUCGGCGUUCAAAAGAAGAUAACGGUCGAACUAUCAAAGUUAAAGUUCAAAAUCAAGAGAUUGAGAUCGGAAAUGAAUUCAUUGUACCAUAUUGCCCGCUGCUAUCACGAAUUUUCGAAACACAUGCAAACGUUGAGAGUUGUCAUUCGGCCAAAUCAAUCAAAUAUUUGUGCAAGUACGUCACAAAAGGCAGCGACAUGGCUGUGUUUGGUAUUGCGUCGGAAAAUGUGAAUGACGAAAUCAGCAACUUCCAAAUGGGCAGAUACGUAAGUACUAAUGAAGCACUGUGGCGAUUAUUGUCAUUUCAAAUUCAUGAAAGAUAUCCCACAGUUGUACAUUUAGCAGUGCAUUUGGAAAAUGGCCAAAGAGUUUACUUCACUGAGGCUAAUGCGGCACAACGAGCUGAGAGACCACCAUCGACAACAUUGACUAGCUUCUUUGCAAUGUGUGAAGCAGAUCCAUUCGCAGCGACGCUGAUGUACGUUGAAAAGCCCAAGUAUUACACUUGGAAUCAAUCAACAAAGAAAUUCCAACGUCGCAAACAAGGAACCCCAGUUCCAGACUGGCCACAGGUGUUUUCAACUGAUGCACUAGGUCGUAUGUACACUGUUCAUCCUAGAAACGAUGAAUGUUUUUAUUUGCGACUGCUGUUAGUAAAUGUACGUGGACCGAAAUCAUUUGCGCAUUUGAAAACAGUGAAUGGCCACCAAUGCCAAACAUAUCGAGAAGCAUGUCAACUAUUGGGUUUGCUGGAGAACGAUUCUCAUUGGGAUUUAACACUUGCAGAUUCAGUUGUUUCAUCAAAUGCGUACCAAAUACGAACGCUGUUCGCAAUUAUCAUCACCACAUGUUUUCCUUCACAACCAAUUCAGUUAUGGAACAAAUACAAAGCCGCCAUAUGUGAAGAUAUCUUGCAUCGCUUGCGUAUUCAAACGAAUAAUCCUGACAUCCAAAUAACCGAUGAAAUCUACAAUGAAGGAUUGAUUCUGAUUGAGGAUCAAUGCUUGACUAUUGCAAACAAGCUACUGAUUGAAGUAGGAAUGAUUGCGCCAAAUCGAUCGAUGCACGAUGCAUUCAACCAAGAAUUAAAUCGAGAGCUGCAAUACAAUGUUGAUACAUUGCAGGAAUUCGUUAGAAAUAAUGUUCCGUUGCUGAAUGAACAGCAAAAACAAGUAUACAAAACAUUAAUGCAAGCGGUGGACAAUAAUACUGGUGGUCUAUUCUUCCUGGAUGCACCUGGAGGAACAGGGAAAACAUUUGUCAUUUCAUUGAUUUUGGCCACUAUUCGAUCAAGAUGUGACAUAGCUUUGGCGUUAGCAUCAUCUGGAAUUGCGGCGACUCUUCUAGAUGGCGGUCGUACUGCACAUUCUGCGCUUAAGUUGCCACUCAAUUUAAACACAAUUGAUACUCCAACGUGCAAUAUUUCCCGAUCCAGUGCAAUGGGAAAAUUGUUAAUGCAAUGCAAGCUCAUUGUUUGGGAUGAGUGCACAAUGGCACAUAAGAAAUCACUUGAAGCACUUAACUUCACACUGAAGGAUCUUCGGAGAAAUAACAACAUCUUUGGCGGCUUGAUGAUAUUGUUGGCAGGCGAUUUCAGGCAGACGUUGCCAGUAGUUCCCCGUGGAACGCCUGCAGAUGAAUUGAAUGCUUGCCUAAAGGCAUCACCUUUAUGGAAUAACGUAAAAACAUUAUCGCUAACCACUAAUAUGAGAGUUCAACUUCAAAAUGAUCAAAGUGCUGCACAAUUUUCCAAACAAUUGUUAGAUCUUGGAAAUGGAAAAGUCCCAGUUGAUGCGACAUCUGGAUUAAUUACUCUUACCAACGACUUUUGCCGAUUUGUAGACACUCAAUUAGUUCUUAUUGAAAAUGUUUUCCCAAACAUUAGUGAGAAUUAUAAGAAUUAUGCUUGGUUAAGUCAACGAGCAAUUCUUGCAGCAAAGAAUAAUGAUGUCCACGCACUGAAUUUCACCAUUCAAUCAAAAAUUGCUGGCGAUUUGGUGACAUACAAAUCCGUUGAUUCAAUAACAAAUCCCGAUGAUGUAGUAAAUUAUCCAACGGAGUUUUUGAACUCUCUGGAGAUACCAGGAUUUCCACCACAUAACUUGCAACUGAAAGUUGGUACAGUUAUUUUGAUACUGCGUAAUUUGAAUCCACCGCGACUUUGCAACGGUACUCGACUUUCGGUAAAGAGACUUAUGCCGAAUUUAAUUGAGGCAACCAUUAUUAACGGAAAGUACGCAGGUGAAAAUGUAUGUAUUCCUCGAAUACCAAUGAUUCCGACUGAUCUUCCGUUUGACUUCAAACGAUUGCAAUUCCCAGUUCGCCUUGCGUUCGCAAUGACAAUUAAUAAGUCGCAAGGCCAAUCGCUUAGUGUUUGCGGGAUAAAUUUGGAAAAUCAUUGUUUUUCACAUGGACAGUUAUACGUUGCGUGUUCACGAGUUGGGAAACCAUCCGCUUUGUUUGUGUUAACGUCAGACCAAAAAACAAAAAAUGUGGUUUACCAAAGAGCACUACAAUGA